CGAUCAGCAGCAUGUCACGACAAUCAAAACAUUAAUUCUGGGCAACCUUUCCGGCAUGGUUUGUCAAGUGCUACUCCCAUGCAUGAGUCUUUGUCAGACUACCCAUAAUAAAAGUAGUAUCAUAAAUUCCGCCUAAAUAAAAAAUAUGAUGUGGCAACUAAUUAAUAAAAAGAAAAAGAAAUUGAGUAAUUUAGAUAGUUACUCAUACAAGGAGUAACAUAGCCCAUACCAAGAUAAGAUGAGUCUAUAAAAUAAUAAAUGCAUGUCUCAAUGUUACUAUCAAUAUGUUACUAUCCAUUAUGGAGGUAUUAACUUAGACUAGUAACACAUGCAUGUUACUACUCUAUGUUACUCCCAUUGUGAGUAGUCUCAUGUGCAUGCCACAUGUGUGGUGAAGGUGAGGCUGAUCGUGCCAUAUUGUCUCAUCCCAUGCACGCGUGGGCCGGCUGACACAGAGUCUCCUUGAAAACAAUAAUCAGUGGGGACUGAUAGGUGCCGGUGCGUCGGCCCAAAGAUUUGACCGGUCGAGCGCGGGCCGUCAGAUCCAGGUCGCGUAGACCGUCAGAUUUAGAUAAAAGCGAUUUGUUCAGAGCUCUCUUCUUCCUCGCGCAACGCCCUCAUCUCCUCCCCUGCAUCUCGCACACGUGCCCCCUUCCUCCCCGCAUCUCGGACAACUCGUCGGGGCACGCGUUACGCCCUACUGCACACCUUCCUCUGGUCGCAGCACCGCCCCUCCCCUCCCCUCCUGCUCCAUGCUAGUUCUCAUCGCCAGGAUUCGCGACAACCCCACACCAGCAUCUUGUUUUCGUGAUCACCGUUGCGCUUGAAGCAUCAUGGCCUCGUGAAUGGAUGCAGCAAAACACGUCGUUUUGUAGUAGCAAAAAAGCGAGGCAGUUGCAACAAAAAAUGUCGUCCUCAUCGUCGCCGGUCGCAUCUCGGUCAUAAAAAAGCACCAUGACCUCAUGAGUGGACGUAGCAAAUACAAAAGACAGUAGUAGCAAAAAAUGAGCCUGUUGCAGCAAAAAUGUCCGUCCUUGCAGCAAAAAUGAGUGGAUGUAGCAAACAGAAAGACGGUAGUGGCAAAAAAUAACGACGGUUGCAGCAAAAUACUCUGCCAUUUCCAGCAAAAGUUUUUGUCGUCGAUUGUGUAGCCUUUUUAUUUCGUAGUGGUUGAGUGGAACAUCUCUAUUUGGCAUAGAGUACUCCCUCCGUCCGGUAAUAAAUGCACAUAUAGAUAUUUCAAGACAAAUUAUGAAGUAGAGUACAAAAAUACAUUGAAAAGGUGCAAGCCAUCAUCUCUCUUCUGUGUAAUUACUCAACCCCAAUGAGCUAAUUGUACAUUCUUUAACGGACGGAGGGAAUACUUGUCUUUCAAAUCCGGAGCAGAGAAGAAUCCAAUAAAACUGUUCAAUCAGAUUCUAGUAUUUUGAAGUAAUCAGCGUGAGCCGGAGAGGCAAAGGAUUCCCUAAAAAAAGGUAACGCACCACUGGCAAUCGACAAAAAGGCAUUGCGUCCGAGGAAUUUGAUACUAAUAUAUAUAAACGCAAGGAAGCAGGCACGGCAGUAAAAGGCAUUACGUCCUAAUAAAUUCCUUUGCUUGUACUACUACAAGAGUAGGCAUCACUUGUUCCCUUCUCAGUCAUCUGCUUCCGCUCUCCUCUCGCCACUACGCUCUACUUCGGAUCGAUGAGGCCGCCGGACGGCAGCUCUUCGUCGUCCGGGCCGCACGGCAAGCAUGAGCUGCUGCAGCCGGAGGUGGUUCUCUACACGGCGUCUGCGUCGGCGUCUCGCCGCAGAGGGCGCGCCUCGGCCGACCUCUACGCCUUGCGCGCCCUGCUGCAGGGGUACGGCCUGACCAUGGACGAACGCGACGUGUCCACGAGCAAGGCGCACCGCAGCGAGCUCAAGUCGUUGCUUGCGGCUCGGGGGUGCGCCUUCUCCCUCCCGCAGCUCCUCGUCGGUGGACGGCCCGUGGGCGGCCCUGACGAUGUCAGGAAGCUGCACCAGUCCGGCGGGCUGCGGCCCCUCCUCGACGGUUCCCCAAGGCCGUGCCGCGCCUUCGUGUGCCAAGCCUGUAAGAGAGUCGGCUCCGAGCCCUGCUCAGAGUGCAGCGAGGCCCGCAACAAGAUGCUGGAUCAUGGCGUUAUGGAGCAGGAGGAGGAGAGGGUCGUCCUUUUUUAUCCAACCCAAGGCAGCCUUAGCGGCCGAGGGAGUCUGGGAUUAAGGGGUAACUCGGGCAGCCGGUUCAUUUCUUGUGGGCCGACUCGGUGGGCCGUGUUAUUAAAGGCUGGACUAUAUGACGACCUCGUACUCAGGAAGGAACAUUCGAAGACAGGCGUGACGUCGAAGUACAGUAGACUAGGUCGGUUGUAUGUAACCCUAGAUCCCCCGAUGAGUAUAUAAACCGGGGGGUCCUCGUCCAUGUAGACAGGUUGACUCAUCUAGGGUUUAGCUUAUAUGAUAUCGAGGUACAUCAACUCUGUAAUCAUCAUCCACAUCAAUAUA
This is a messenger RNA of Hordeum vulgare subsp. vulgare (domesticated barley), 2505 nucleotides long. RefSeq lists its product as uncharacterized. The record is from RefSeq and is a predicted model, not a curated record. The transcript is spliced from 2 exons. Bases 1687 to 2403 code for a protein of 238 amino acids. Lineage: Eukaryota; Viridiplantae; Streptophyta; Magnoliopsida; Poales; Poaceae.